AUGCUCAUUUCGGAGAACGAUGAUAAACUGCAGACCCGACUCAUCGCUAAGUAUUCAAAGAAUGUCAAAUGGCUUAGGAACAAGCGUUUUGGUUCAAUAUCUAUUAACACCAACACCAUCAUCAAUCUCACAAACAUUGAACUCACUACAGUACAGAAGGAAUUACUUUCCAGAGGCACUGACUUCGGAAUACCGCCAAAAUCCAACAUGAAAGAACAGGUCCUGACCGACUUCGAGUUAUUCUACCGCAAACUAGAAGAGUUUGUGCCGGUAACACAAUCGAAGAAAGCGGUAUGCACUGCUAACCUCCGUGCUGUAGCAGAGGAACAUGCCGAGCAGCCGGUGGAUAGGAAAGCCUUUUCAUUAUCGAGAGAGCACAUGAAAGCCCGGUCAGAAUUGAAAGCGAACAAGGAUAUAGUCAUCACUAGACCGGACAAAGGCCGCGCCACUGUAGUCAUAAGUCGAACUGAAUAUAAGUCCAAAAUGGCCAAAAUUUUGGAUGACAGGACCAAAUUUGAGUUGCUUGGCCCUGUAUCAACGCACGAUCGAACUCUAAUCCGAGAAAAGCAACUAGUGAAAUACCUGCAGACACUGAAAAACACAAAUGAAAUAUUCGCAUCUGAAUUUGCACGGAUAAAGCCAAUCGGUUCGGUGCGACCUAGGAUGUAUGGCUUGCCAAAAAUUCACAAGCAAUCUUGCCCGCUACGUCCGAUACUCUCCAUGACUGGCUCAGCGGAAUACAGAAUAUCCAAAUGGCUGUGUAUGAUGAUCCAGCCAGUGCUGGAUUUCUACUGUAAGCACAACGUCAAAGACACCUUCCAGUUUGUUGAAAUCUUACAUGAGAACCCAGUUCCAUCUUCUGCGCACAUGUGUUCCUUUGAUGUUGUCAGUCUGUUUACAAACGUACCAUUAUCCGAGACAAUCAAUAUCUGUGCUGAAACACUGUACCACAACAAGGAAAUAAAAGAUGUACCAUGGCUGUCCGAAGCGGCUUUUCGCCGCUUGAUGUUGAUGGUUACGAGUGGUGUGGAGUUUUCAUUUGACGACAUCAUGUAUAAACAGACGGAUGGCGUGGCUAUGGGUUCUCCAUUGGGUCCGGUCCUAGCCAAUGUGUUUGUUGGGUACUGUGAAUCGAAGAUAGAUAAGUGGCCGGAAUUGUACGUCAGGUUUGUGGAUGACUCCUUCACGUACUUUGAUUCGAGAGCAGACGCUGACGACUUUCUGCUGAAACUGAAUACAAUCCAUCCUGCACUGAGAUUUACGUGUGAACAUGAAGAGUCCAAUAAGCUAUCGUUUCUGGAUGUGUUAGUCGAAAAGACCCAGACUGGUGUAUUGACUACAGUAUACCGUAAACCCACUUUCACCGGGCAGUACAUGAUGUUUGACUCGUUCUGCUCUUCCCAGUACAAGUCAAACUUAGUUCGUAACCUUGUAAAUAGGGCACAACGCAUUUGUUCACCAACAAAGCUACAACAGGAACUUGAUUUUCUACGCUCCGUAUUUGUGAAGAAUGGCUACCCGCAGCAGCUCCUCGACAAACUUCUAACAACUACACCUGUUGUUAAGGAACGAGCUAUCGGACCGUUGCCGUGCCGCGUAUUUCUUUGCUUGCCCUGGAAAGGGAAAGAAUCGAAGGACACGGCCCGUGUGGUGAAAUCCCUAGUGGAGAAAACCUACUUUGCCACCAAUGUGGUUACCGUGUUCACUACGAUCCGUUCGUUCACGAUGUUGAAGGAUGUCCUACCAACCCUACAAUUGAGUCACCUCAUUUACUACUUUGAAUGCCGACAAUGUGGUAGUCGGUAUGUUGGUAGGACCCUUCAACAUCUGUCCGAACGUAUCAAACAACACGUGCCGCUCUCAAUAUUGUCACAGGCGGCGAGGUCCUCCCGACCAAAGCGUGGCCGACCACGUAAGCACCCAACUCCACUGUCCGUUCCGGCAGAGGCUUCUGCUCCACAAACGGUGUCUCGGAAAAACCAACACAGCACGCAGAAAUUGGGAACAAACAUUAAUGUAAACAAAGACGAACACUGUGUCUUAUCUUCAUUAUCAGCGAGUACCGGAACGCCGGACGCAGACAACCGCAACUCACCAAAGCUGAGAAGGAGCAAACGGCUGGCGGCAGCUCGGUUUGCAGAGUCUCUUUGUUAG
Molecule: messenger RNA, 2154 nt
Organism: Sycon ciliatum
Lineage: Eukaryota; Metazoa; Porifera; Calcarea; Leucosolenida; Sycettidae
Exons: 2
Coding region: 1-2154 (717 amino acids)
Source: RefSeq, a predicted model, not a curated record